Anopheles moucheti is the source of this 1162-nucleotide messenger RNA. RefSeq names its product cyclin-dependent kinases regulatory subunit (gene Cks30A). Lineage: Eukaryota; Metazoa; Arthropoda; Insecta; Diptera; Culicidae. Bases 180 to 410 code for a protein of 76 amino acids. Gene Ontology annotation, cellular component: cyclin-dependent protein kinase holoenzyme complex; SCF ubiquitin ligase complex. The transcript has 2 exons. The record is from RefSeq and is a predicted model, not a curated record. Gene Ontology annotation, biological process: regulation of mitotic cell cycle. Gene Ontology annotation, molecular function: protein kinase binding; cyclin-dependent protein serine/threonine kinase activator activity; ubiquitin binding.
AACCGCCAAACAACGCUACAGGAUAAUUCCCGAAACAUUCCAUCAAAGAGUCCUCGAACAAACAAAGAAGCCUACAACGCAUACCUGGUGUAAAAUUCGUGUUUCUUCUACGAUUUCCGUGCGAAGUUGAAGCGGUCCACUAGUGGCAAAAGCGUAUCUACCAAAAAGAAGCUACAAAGAUGAGUGUGAAAGAUAUUUACUAUUCGGAUAAAUAUUACGACGACGACUACGAGUACAGACACGUAGUGCUACCUAAGGACAUAGCGAAAUUGGUUCCAAAAACACACCUAAUGUCAGAGUCCGAAUGGCGAGCAAUCGGUGUCCAGCAAUCUCGCGGCUGGGUACACUACAUGAUUCACCAGCCCGAACCACAUAUUCUACUGUUUCGAAGGCCCAUCACGAAGGCGUAAAUCGAUGCUCCAGCGAUCGUUCUUCAGGACGAUAUGUCGAUGUGUGCAGUGAGUGCAUGUAUUUGCGUGAGUGUGUGCGUAUCCUCCGAACAGCCCGGAGACCCCUACGCGCCGUGAAGAUUCUGGAAAUGUUCUACGUAGCGUCGUCUUCCCGGAUGUAAAAUAAGCUCGUCGCGUACGUACACAUCUCAACCCAGCCCAAGCGUCAUUGUUGUGUUUUGUUGUGGUUCGCCCGUUCUGCUAUUCUGUCUGUUGUGUAAAAUUGCUAAAACAUUUCAUUUCCCUCUCCGUCAUCAACUUGUUAAUGGUGAUUUUUAAUCCGUGGUUUCGUUAGACGUCAUCGAAGAAAUUCUACCGGGCAUGUACCGGUUUAUUUGUGGGUGCAUUGUACAUCACACCGGCUGGUGAUCAAUUAACCGUGCUAAUUCAUCUCAGGCAUGAUGGACAAAAGAAGUCUGUAAAUUCACCAACAGCAUCAAACAGUAGCAAACGUUCAUGUGCGAUAAAAGGAGCAUGUUAAAUGAAGGGUAGACAUACUUCACGAAGCAGGAAAUCGCGAUCUAGGAAAAAGGCGUACAAUUCUCGCAAACUGGAUGUAAUACCUCCCCCAAUGUAUUCCCUCUCUUUUUUGUUCUUUAAUGUACAGAUUUUUCCUGACGAAUGUAUUUUGUUCUGUCUGCAAAAAAGCGAAAUGUGUGCCUUUUUCUAUAAAACCACGAAAUUACAUUUAAGGUAAAUUGUACAAAUAUAUU